AUGCUCUCCAACAAGAAGGCCGCUCGAAGACGUCGUGAUAUCAAGAAGCGAGGUGUUGACACAACAACAAAUGACGCUGAUCCCUGGGUAGCUGGCCCCGAUACUGGCCCCGAUACUUGGAGAAAUGAGCCAGAUCGAUGUGUAACUCAGUCUAACCCUGAUCUAUGGGUUGACUUGUCAGAAUCUAGCACGUCAACACCUGUGCCCUCGGGGAGCGCGGCCCUUGUCAUGCAGCAUGCACCCAACACAUCAACAAACCUCUUAAGCUCCAUUACAUACCCUUCAGGCCCUGCCAUCAAGCCUGCCUCACUUUCUGCCAGGAAUCAGGUCCUCUUGAACGACUUAAUAUCGAAAUGUCAUCCAGCAAGUGUCCUUCUUGCGCAUCGGUUUACCAUUCCAUGCAACGGAGCAGCAAAAAGGAGGAACACAACAGACAAAUCGAUACCGCUAAGAGAGUUAGACACCCUCCCCAUACCAUCUCGAGCGCACCCAAAGCGAGAGGCCAUCGUUAUGGACUGUGAGAUGGUGUCGCUAUCCGGAGGCCGUAUGGAACUCGCCUUUCUGACCGCUCUCGACUUCCUGACUGGUGAAAUACUUAUCAAUCACUACGUGCAGCCAAGAGGAGAAGUGAUCAGCUGGAAUACCCGAUAUAGCGGUGUGACUCGUCAGGCAAUGAAUGAGGCCAUGCGUACGGGCAAAGGACUUCGGUGGGAAGAGGCUAGAGAUCGGUUGCGCAGCUUCGCCGACUUUGAUACCGUGCUCAUCGGGCACGCCCUCUACAAUGAUCUGAAUGUUCUGCGCUUCAUUCACCUACGCAUUGUCGACUCGUCAAUCCUCACCUGUGACGCAGUGUUUCCAGACCACCCUGUCGGAAAGUCCGUCCCGAGAAUCUGGGGCCUGAAGACCCUGACUAGAGAGCUCCUUGGAUACGGCAUCCAAGGAAGCAAGCUUGGACACUGUGCCCUGGAGGACACGCUGGCGACCCGCGAGCUCGUGAUGUUGUGCCUCGAGGACCCGAAAAAGGUCCAGCAUUGGGGGAUCAAGACCCGGGAGUUGGAGGAGUGGCUCCGGGAAGAAAGAGAGCGCAAGCAGGAGGAGAAAAAGAAGGCGCGAGAAGAAGAGGCGGCGAAGUUGAGGGCGGAGACGGAGGAGAAAGAGAGGAGAGAGCGGGAGUGA
Penicillium pulvis is the source of this 1176-nucleotide messenger RNA. Its product is annotated as 3'-5' exonuclease. Bases 1 to 1176 code for a protein of 391 amino acids. Gene Ontology annotation, cellular component: nucleus. Gene Ontology annotation, biological process: rRNA processing; ribosomal large subunit assembly. Lineage: Eukaryota; Fungi; Ascomycota; Eurotiomycetes; Eurotiales; Aspergillaceae. The record is from RefSeq and is a predicted model, not a curated record. Gene Ontology annotation, molecular function: exonuclease activity; nucleic acid binding. The transcript has 2 exons.